GCGCGGUCAGCUGUGAGAGAACGGUGCCGGGAGCACCGAGUCCGCCCCGGGGUGUCCUGUGGGAGGGCUCGGGCUCUCUGCCGGUACCUCAAACUCUGUUAUUUGGGAGUUGGAGCCACACAACCUCACAACGCAGUGGUUUGGCUGAAAACGUUGGGGCCACUGCUGCAUUGGCAGCUCGUUUGAUGUUUGUGCAGCUUCUUAGUGCCACCAACAUCCCUAAAUCAGUAGCCCAGCGUAGGAAUCCUGCUUGGCUCUAAGGUGGUUCAUGUCGUUUACUCAUUCUUCCAUACUUAAAUCCUGAGUCAGCCUGGUCAUUUGGAAAGAACUGUCAGCAUGGAAGAUCACGAGAUCAGCUAUAAUGAGGGAGAACAGCAAAUAUCUCCUCUAGUGUUUCUAGAGGAGGAAGAAGAAAAACAAGAAGAGGAAGAAGUAGAAAGAGAAGAAGAGGAAGAAGAACAAAAAGAGGAAGAAGCAAGACGAGCAGAGGAAGAAAAAGAAGAUGCAGCUGGUCAGCUUCCUAACAUUGAAGAACACUGGCAAGAAUAUGAGCUGGAAGAAGAGCUGGAUGAUGGUGGCAAGAUGGAAAACAAGGACACUUCUGAAGAUGUUGGAGACCAGUCUGAUUCUAGCACGCAAAGCUCAGAACACUAUUUGGCCAAUAUUGGUAACAUUAGGCCUCUGAAGUCUGCAGACAGAAUUCUCCUAACAGCCUUACAGAGAAACCUCCAGUUGCUUGAUGACACGGUCAGGGAAAAGGAACUGGCAGUCCAAAAAACCAGUGACACGCUGAGUGCCUGUCGGCUGCAGAGCAAGAUGCUGGCAAAGCAGCUGGAUCUUGUAGACAUGGAAAUAGAGAGAGUGGAGGAGGCUGGCAAUGUUGCAGCUGUGUCCCGCCUGCAAGCCAUGAGCAGCCGAUUGUUCACUGAACUGGAGAGAGAGAAGGAGCUGGAGCUGAGACUUGCUCUGAUAUUAAAACAAAACUUGGUUGAGCUGUGGCAGAUAGAAACUGAGCAGGGAAAAUCCGACAUCCUCUGUGAACAACUUAAAAAAGAUGAGGAGGAGCUACAGAUGCAAUACCAGGAGGAGAGAGAAGUGAAGAUUUGGAAGGAAAAAAUAACAGCCCUGCAAGCAGAAGGAACACAUCAGACUCGAGAGAAAAGAGAGGAGGAAGCCUGGAGAGAAUGUGAAGAAAGAAAUAAAAAACUUCUCAAGAAUGCCAAAAGGAACCAUGAGAAAGCAGUCUGCUUCCUGAGGCAAAGCAUAGCAAGAAUUUGUGAAAAAAAUGCAAAGGAAGAAGUGAAAGCUCAGGAGCAUAUGGAGAGAAGGAUACAAGCUGUGCUUUCCCUGAAAACCAGCAUCACUUCCAACAGGGAAAGGCUCCAAAGUCUCCAGAUUUUGAACAAAGCAAAGGCCUUGGAAGCAAAGAAGGAGGAGAUGAAAAUGAGGGAGGCCAUCCUAGCAGAAGGAGGCAAUGUUAUCAGGGAAAUUUUUCUCCAUAAACAACAGCAAGAACAUGAAAAAAAUAAAGAAGCUUUUAGAGAACUGCAGAAGUCAAGAAAAAUGGAGAUUGUGUCUCAGAUUUUGCACGAAAGAGCUUCUAUUCACAAGCAGAGAAAAAGUCGGUCCCCUACUAAGGCAAUUAUGGCUCAUGGUAAACUUGAGGAUCCUUUCCUGCAGAGGGGGGAAGCCUGGCAAAGUGAGGAGGCCUGCAAACAUGCAGAUGGGGAAAUAUCACAGUCGUGGCACUCUCCAUCAGUUUGUUCCUUGGCUGGGGAGGAAACUGCUCCCCAAGAAGAGAGUUCUGAGAACAGACCCCAGCAUGUGCUGUGGGAAAGUGGUGAUGAGGACAGAGAGAGGGACAAGACGCUCCUGGUACCAGAGUUCCCAGGACUUUGGAGUCAGGAAUAUGACUUGCACGAGGUGCCCAAAGCAGAAGAUCCAAUACAGUUGGCUAUAAGGGCAAUGAUGAAACAAAUAGCUGAGAAAAAAACAGAGAAACUCCAAACUGGAAUUCUUCAUAAGCAAACUGUGCCUGGCCAGGAACAUAAGAGCUGUGCUUUCCACAGCAAACCCAGCUGCAUUCAUUUCAAGGAUUUUGAUGUUGGUCAAAUCUACAAAAAGAAGAUAGUUUUGACAAAUGCAUCCUACAGUGCUAAUUACUGCAGGCUGGUGGGAAUCAGUGAAUGCCUCAAGGACAUCAUUAGUGUUCAUUUUGACCCACCUGGCAAAAUGUCUUCUGGGAUGUCCUGUGAAUUCCUAGUAACAUUUAAGCCAAUGAUAAAUGAAGGACUGGAAGGAGCAGUCAUAUUUAUGGCCCAGACAGGUUCUUUUUCUGUUCCACUGAAAUGUACAGUCAAGACCUGCACUCUGGCUCUGGAUAAAGAGCUCAUUGACUUUGGCAGCCUUGUGGUGGGAGAGACAAUUUCACGGACCAUCAGCCUGACAAACAGCGGGGCUUUGGGAACCAGAUUCAAAGUUCAGACGUCAGCAGGUGCUACAAGUACCCUCAGAGCAACAGUAAAAGCUGCUCCUGCAAGAGUGGUCACUCAACAUCCCAGUGCCCAUGACCCUGAAGAGGAGGGCAUGAGUCCUGUGGCAGCUGGAGAUCCAAACGAGCAGAUUUGUGCUGGGCCCAGGGAGGGGGUGACCCUCUGUGCAGCUCAGGAGCCCAAGAGCAGCAGUUCCAUGGAGCAACUUGGUCAAGGAGAACUAAAUACCAGAUCAGAUCUGGACACAGAUAAUGCAGAUAAUUUAUUGGAGUUUUUUCCUGAAGAAAUACCAAUUGAAAUUAUGCUUGGAAAGGUGACUGAGGGUGAGAUUGGACCCUUCAGCUUAGUGAAAAUCCCAGUCCUGUUUGUUCCAGCUGUCCCUGGGGAUGUGAGGGCAGAGUUUGUGAUCGUGUUUGACAACCCAAACUGCAAACCACUGAGCUUCAGUGCCAUUGGAGUUUCUGUAGAUGUGCCCAUCUGGGUUCCCCAGCCCAGCGUGGACCUCAGAAUCUGCCUGUAUGAGCGGCUGUACCAGGACAGCGUUGAGGUGUGUAGCAGAGCAACAACCAAGCUGCGUUUGAAGUUUGAGGUGUGCAGAGAAUUGAGCAAGCACAUGGAACUGCUUCCAAAAUCAGGCUACAUCCAGGCUCAGUCAUCCUUCAGUGCACGGCUCAAAUUCCUGCCCAGAAAGUCUCUUCCUGAAGAUGCAGGGAGGUAUUUCAAUGUAGAGACAGGAAUCCUGGAGGUUCCAGUGACAAUCCUCAUCGUGGACAAGGCUAAAAAAGUUAAUUUUACUGUCCAUGCCAUUGUUACUACUUCUGAUUUGGAAAUCAGCCCAGAACAGAUCAACUUUGGAUACUGCACGAUCUAUGAAGCUGUGCAAGCAAACGUCAUCCUAACAAACAAAUCCAUCUUGCCCCAGGAGUUUGGAUUUGUGGGACUGCCAGAGUUUGUUGAAGUUCAGCCCAACAAUGGAUUUGGAAUUAUUCUUCCCCUGGAAAGCCUGACACUGGACAUAAUCUUUAAAGCCACCAAGGCAAAAGAGUACAGCUUUGAACUCUCCUGCAGGACAGAGAUCAACAGACAAUUCAAGCUGUCAUGCAAAGCAGUUGGAGUCCACCCACCUCUUGAAUUGUCUCAUUCCUUGGUUCAGUUUGCUGCUACAGUCCUGAACUCUGCGUCUUCAGCCACCCUGAAUGUGCUUAAUUCCCACGUGGACAGGAACCCCCUCACUCACCCUGUCCCACGGAUUGGCAGUGGGAACCCUGUCCCAGUUGGCCCCACUUGCUUUGAAUUCCAUGUGCCCCAAGACUGUCCUGUGACCAUUACACCUUCUGUGGGAACUGUGCUGCCUGGGCAGAAAAGCUCCAUCCGAGUAUCCUUCAGCCCGGUGCUGUCAGAUCAGCAAAUCAGGGAGGAGGCAGCAUGGAGGCUCAGCACAGCAGCUGUGCCAGAGGCAGGAGCACAAAUUUCCAGAAGUCCCCCUCAGUCUCCAAUCGGCAAAAAGAGGAAAGAUUCAAAGAAAGAGCGAAAAAAAUCAAGCGUUUUCAUUCCCAGAGGAAAGGCUGGAAGCAGGAAAUGCCUGGCUGCUGUAAAUAGCCCUAAAGAGCCAGAACCUGAAGAGUUAAAGCCCAAUUCGGAUGCUUAUAGUGCAGCCCAGUCUUCCCUGACAAAGAGUUUCAGAGGGAGUUUUAACAAAUACAUCAUCCCAUGCUUUGUUGCAAGUGGCCACGCCACUGGAGAGGAGGGCCCUGGGAACUUAACCUGCAGCCCUCACAACACCUUGUACCUGGAGCUGCACUGCCCUGCUGUAGCCCCACCUGUUCUGAUCACUUCUGACUCCGGGAUCAAUGCGGCCAACUUUGGGGACGUUUCUGUAGGCCACAGAAUGAUGAAAAGAAUUACAAUAGAAAACAUCUCCCCACGGAAGCUGGAACUGGGAUUCUCAGUUCUGAAUCCCAGUGGCCCUUUCCUGUUGGUCAGAGCUGUUGGAACGCUUGAGCCAGGUGAAAAGAAACCCCUCAUCAUAUCUUUUUGUCCAAGUGAGGAUAAAUGGUUCUUGGAAACUCUGGACAUCCAGGUGGGAAAGACCAACCUCACCCUCCGCCUCUCCGGGCAUGGGGUGGUGCCAAGCACUGAGUGCUCUGUGGGAGAGGUGCUGGACAUGGGAUACAUCAUGGCCAGGGACACGGUGACUGCCACAGUCAAGAUAGAGAACACUUCCAACCUGACCCUGCUGUUCUCUGUACAACUGGAGUCGCUCUCACCAACAUGGGACAGAGACAGGCAGAAAAUUCCAUCCUUUCUUACAUCUUCUAUACAGAGAAGAGAGAUUGUUGGAACACAGAACUAUAAUGGCUCCAGUGUGUUCAGUGUCUCUCCAACAGAAGGAAAAAUUGAGGCUGGGAAGACCCAGGAUUUUUUGGUUACUUUUAGUCCUGAUCAUGAAAGUCUCUACUACUCUGACUGUCUUAAGGUUCUGCUCUUUGGGAAGCAAACAGCCCACAAGAUCCACCUGAAGGGUGCAGCCCGGGAUCACCUCAUGUUUGUGGAGGGGGGAGUGCCCCUGGAUGUACCCAUGGAGUCCUUGGCUGUGACCUCACCUGUGGCACCACAGGAAGGAGGGCCACAAGAAGCAGUGAGGUCCCUUCUCCUGCUCCUGGAGUACAUGGAGGGCUCAGCAGAGCCAGCCAGGGCAGAGAUCACCAUCGGCACCAUGCAAAGUCCUCUGCUGGCAGCCAAGAAGGCCGUGGAGUUCAGCCUGGACAACGGCCCGGAGCUACAGCAGGCGGGGUUCACGCUGGACGGCACGAGGGGAGCCCUGGAGCGCGGGCAGCUGCAGCAUAUCAGCGUCUCGUGGAUGCCACCUGCCGACCUGCAGACCAGUGACGCCCCACUUGUGUCAGCCCUCCUUACUGUAAAAGGUGACAUUACAGAAUCCUACCGAGUCCUGUUCAUGGCAAGAAUUGUGUCUGCACCUGCUCCCAUUGAAUGAGGGAUCCAGGCCAAAUGGAAAAGAAGAUGGAGGCUACAUUACUGUGAGAUCCCUGGAACUCUGGUGAAACAUGGGAAGAUUUUGAGAUUGUUGCAAAUAAGUGAGAGCAGCAGGGACGUGGGAAGGAAGGGCCAUGUAAUAUUUCUGCUCUGUUUCAUCCAAAGUUCUCUGUAAACUCUGGUGCCAGUAGCUUCAUUUUCCAGCUGACUCUGUGACAAUAAUCUUGUGUUAGAAGAAAGAAUUACUGAGGGCCCCAAGAAGCUACACCUGCUGUUAAUCCCAUGUCUCUCAAAGGUGGGCAAAGGAAGAAUAUCUGGUUUACAUCCACAUAGAUGAGUUUCUAUCUUUUUCCAAUUUCAGAUGCUUUUUGUAGGAUUUGUAAAAGCCUUGACUUUUUCUCUUUUAAGACAAGAAUAAAGUUUCUUAUUCAAGCCUCCUCCAAA
Messenger RNA from Cyanistes caeruleus (blue tit), 5930 nucleotides. It is a transcript of the gene CFAP74, whose product is annotated as cilia and flagella associated protein 74. NCBI's taxonomy places the organism in Eukaryota, Metazoa, Chordata, Aves, Passeriformes, Paridae. The record is from RefSeq and is a predicted model, not a curated record.